Molecule: messenger RNA, 1818 nt
Organism: Gossypium raimondii (Peruvian cotton)
Lineage: Eukaryota; Viridiplantae; Streptophyta; Magnoliopsida; Malvales; Malvaceae
Exons: 2
Coding region: 479-1216 (245 amino acids)
Cellular component (GO): plasma membrane
Source: RefSeq, a predicted model, not a curated record
UUAUAGCGCCAUGAUCAGGUAGAAGUGGUAAGGUGGAAAGAGAGCGUGAGUUAAAAACUUACCUCACCGAAUCAAGCUAAGUUAAAAUUUCUGCUUUAUCGCUUUAUCUUAUUUUUACAAUUUAUUACAAAAAUCUAUAUUCUUGAAAAAGAUUAUAAUCGAAGUUUCUAUUUUAUCAGUGUUACAAAAAUCUACAUUCAAACUAGCUUUUCCAUUUGAUUUACACUCAAAUAAGUAUUAAAUUGAAAUUAAUGUUUUAGUUAAAAAUACCAUAUAUUCGUAUACCUUCAAGUUUCACCCCCGGAAAAGCACACUCCCCUCUCUGAGUCGUCUCCCACUCUCAGUCCCCUCUCCAUAUCUAUCCAUCUCUUCUGGAAGCUUAGAAGCAAGUGUAGUUCCAAAAUCAAUCUGGGAAAGCAGGGAGUUAGUGAGAGAGGAGGAGCUUUUUCUUUGAAAACUUAAAAAGAGUAAAAAGCAAAUGCCACCCCACGCCAGAGAAAUGCGUCCAACCCCCAAUGGCGACCACCACCGCCGUCACGGCCUCUCCGCCGCACCACCUCUCGCUUACUACCCUCGCUCUUCCUCUUCUUCUGCCUCUUUCAAAGGCUGCUGUUGCUGCCUCUUCCUUCUCUCUUCCUUCUUACUCCUUCUCGUCCUAGCUGUUUUUCUCAUAAUAUUCCUCGCUGUUAAACCCGAGAAACCCCAGUUCGAUCUCCAACAAGUAGGGGUUCAAUACAUGGGUAUCUCCACUUCUAAUCCUUCCUCCUUGGACGGCACUGGCACCGCUGUCUCGCCUUCCCCAACAACCGCUUCUUUGUCCUUAACUAUCCACUUGCUUUUCACUGCGGUGAAUCCCAAUAAGGUCGGCAUCAAAUACGGCGAGUCUAGGUUCACCGUUAUGUACCGUGGGAUUCCUUUGGGAAAAGCUUCCGUCCCUGGGUUUUACCAAGAAGCUCACAGCACCCGGAAUGUGGAAGCUACCAUCGCCGUUGAUCGAGCUAACUUAAUGCAAGCUGAUGCAGCUGAUUUAAUCAGAGAUGCUUCACUUAGUGACCGUGUUCAGCUUAGAGUUUUGGGUGAUGUUGGCGCUAAGAUCCGCGUCUUGGACUUCGAUUCUCCUGGCGUUCAGGUAUCGGUGGAUUGUGCAAUAGUGAUCAGUCCAAGGAAGCAGUCUAUCACCGACAAGCAAUGUGGAUUCGAUGGAUUGAGUGUUUAAAGUUCAAACUCACAUUGCCUAAUAAAAUCUUAUUGGUGAAAGGUAUUCUCCUCCUUUUUGCUUAUUCUCUCUAUUAUUCUGUGUCCCCAAAUGGGAUCGUGAAAGAAUUUGGAAUAAAAAAAAAAAAGGGAAAGAAAAGGCAAAAGAGGGGGGUAAAAUUCAGGGGAAGGAAGAAAGAGAAGUGGAUGGAUGGAGUGUAUUAUUAUUAUUAUUAUAUAAAAAAGUAAAGCGUUGGGAAAAGACAAGACGAUGAUAAGAAGAUUGUAAAUUGUUGGUCGGUUUCCCCCCAAGCCCAAGAUUCAAUUUUUUGGAGUGGCAUUGUAAAAUUAGUAGCAUGUGUAAUGCUGCCAAAUUAUCGUUGUGCUUGUGCAGUGGAUGGUGCCUCUCAGCCAUAAUGGCAGAUGGGCCUUCUUGUAAACCACGCGCGAUUUUGUUUGUGCCUUCGCCCCCUUGGAUCUAAAAAUUCAUCUCUGCCCAAUCAAUGUGUUGUUCUGCUUUUUACUUCAUUGCUAAAAUAAUUGUUGUUUUUUUCCACUUAUCAUAUUCACACCUGAUCUUUUAGCCGAAGGAAUUUAUAGUUAUUCCAUUGUUUUUUUUAUCCA